This is a messenger RNA of Penicillium paradoxum, 2343 nucleotides long. RefSeq lists its product as uncharacterized. The coding region runs from base 1 to 2343 and encodes 780 amino acids. The transcript has a single exon. NCBI's taxonomy places the organism in Eukaryota, Fungi, Ascomycota, Eurotiomycetes, Eurotiales, Aspergillaceae. The record is from RefSeq and is a predicted model, not a curated record.
AUGGAAUGGGCCCGGUCACGAACUCAGCCUGAACUGUUCCCUUACCAACAAUCCCACCCUGAAAGUGUGAGACAUCUGCCUCAAUUUCUACGGAAAAGCAAUGGGUUUCAGGCUGAGCCUCAAUCUAGAAUAUGGAAGGAUUUGUCUGGACCGAUCCCCACACAGGGGCCGGUGGCUUGGGAGCCAGAACCAGCCAGCAUUGAUCUGUCCGAGUCGUUAUUUGAAUACGAUACAAUGAUGCUCAGUUCUAUACUCAAUGACAACGAAGUCCCCGAGGAGGAGAUUAGGGGAGAAAUGACUGAAACACUGAACGACAUGCAAUUUUGGUCGGACAGUAUGUUACCAUAUUUGUCCAGUGACUCAAGCAUUUCUCCCCAGCAACUCUCGGAUCUUGAACUUGAUCCGAUGUACCCCCAGAGGGACCUGGCAUCUCAGGCUUUCCAUACACCUCAGACUUACACCAACCUCCAAUCUAACUCAUUACAAAACCCACAUACACUGAGCGACCCGGCCUGGAUGCCCCUUGACCGACAAUCCUCCCACCGGAAUAGCCCACCGAGCUCACUUUCCCCAUUUUCCAUCGACCAAAGGAUGAUUAACGCAUCCAACUGCCAAUCAACUUCAGCAAACCUGUUCCGAAUUUACCACGAUGUACUAGAGCACAACCUAUCUUGUUGGUUGAAUGAAAUGACCUGUCCUUACCAGCCAGGGUCACCAAGCCUCGCCCCACUUGUACAUGAAUGGGGCUCAUCAUGGUCCAACAGGAUCUACCAGCGCACAAUCAGCCUCGAUCGCGCCGCACAAUCUUGCAAGCUUCUGCAGCUAACGCGCACCGAGGAUCAGGCCGCUUCUAAGGCGCUGCACCUUGCAAUCAUGGCAUUUGCCACCCAGUGGGCACAGGGUAGCCAGCGACAGCGUGAGAAGUAUUCCGAUGAACUCCUCAAUCGAGCCGAGGAUGAAGUUGCUUCCGGCAUCACCGACGAGUUUGACAGCAUUCUCCAAAAGCACUUUUGGGAUCAGGCUCAGCAGGCUCUUCAACAAGUCGCCGAUUUAGAGUCAUACAAAGUGGUAUCUGCCGAGCUGAUCUUUGGCUUGAUCCAAAAACCACGGAGCCUCGAAAAGCACUCCAUCGAACAAGAAAUGGGGCAACAAACCAACAACCUUGCCGCCGACACAGGCGCAGUACUGUCAAAGGUGAAGGAUAUAAUACAAAAGGAUGGGCCACCAAUAUAUGUGGAGAGAGCAACUCGAAAGAUACACGCAUUAAAGUAUCGUUACGACGCACUAAAUAAGGGGCUUGGCCAAAGCGGUCGUGGUGAAGGCGCACACGAAAUCGAAACCAUGGGCCCUGAAGAUCGCGGUACAGUCGGCCUACUCUAUUGGCUGGCUAUCAUGUUUGAUACCGUCUCCUCCUCCAUGAAUGAACGUCCCGUCGUGAUACUGGACCAGGACUGCGAGCACGAACGGCAAAAGGAGACCCAACGAGCUGGGCAUAUAGACCAUCUUGUCGUGAAUAACCGAUGGGACCUUGAUGUCUUUGUGCAAGGAAACCUCAAGGAGGGGAACCGAGCACAUUGGCCCUGCUCAUAUGAAGCUGCAGCAGAAGAUGUCGUCAAAUCAGCACCAGUCAAGGUUCUUCUCUUCCGUCACCUGUCUUACCUCCAAAGCGCUGUUCGCAAGGGUGCCCACGAAGAGCAAAUCGAAGACAUCAUCCGUAUCACAAUUUCACUAUAUGAAUAUUGGAACAGAACACACGGCGCUUUCUUCAGAGAACUUGUGCAAAAUUACAGUGCUGUCCCGCAGCGUAUACAGGGCUGGUUCCUCUGUAUCUCCGCACACUGGCACCUCGCCGCCCUAAUGCUCGCAGAUUUAUUGGACUUCAUUGACGAGAAUGAUCUGGGUAUAGAGAGCGCAGCCCUCAUUCGGACCACCAGUCAAGUGGCGAGAAGGAUGAGAAAGCACAGCGCUAGUGAGCUAUCAGAUCUGGCAAGAGUCGGCACGCCACCUAUCAGAGAUAGUGUCCGGGCUAUGCCGCAGAUGCCAGACUUUCACCAUGCUGUCAGUGAGGGCACCUUACUAACCGAACCAUGGACGAUGAUGUUGAUCAGGGCGUUUACCAAAUCCUGUAUGGUCUUUCUGGAUGAGGCAAAUGAAGCCUUGCGCUAUCUUGGGACUACUAUCAACCAUGAUUCUUACAGCUUGGAGAGAAACAUGACUCAGGCUCAGGCAUGUGUCCAGGCUCUGUGGCUCCUCGGGAAGAAGUCGGAUAUGUCGCGGGAAAUUGCUGAGACACUGUCACUCGCGUUGGGCAAAUUGCGGAAGGGGUUUGUUGGGUACAUGUAG